Messenger RNA from Rattus norvegicus (Norway rat), 3695 nucleotides. Lineage: Eukaryota; Metazoa; Chordata; Mammalia; Rodentia; Muridae. The record is from RefSeq and is a predicted model, not a curated record.
CGCGGCAGGCGGGGAGGAGCCUCAGAGGGGAGGUGUCGAGUCGCGCUUCCGGCGGGCAGCACUGGGGCUGUGUGGAGUCCCGCCUUGCCGCCCCUCGAGCGCCCCCAGCUUCGCUGCUGGCCGGAACCUGCACCCCAAACCAGGAAACACCUGGCGGCGGGCGCGGGAUGGCUGGGUCCGGCUGGGGUCUCCCUCGGCUGGACGGUUUCAUCCUUACCGAGCGCCUGGGCAGUGGCACGUACGCCACGGUGUACAAGGCCUACGCCAAGGUGGGUGUGGGCGGGUUGUGCCCGAAGUGUCCGGGCGCUGGGCACUCGGCUCCUGUGCCAGCCAACUCCCUGCAAUCCCGGCUGGGUGACAGGCCAAGCUGUGCAGGAAAGGCGACCACCUUGAGAGCAGUAAGGCCAGCGGCUGCCUGGCACCAGGCGGAUGGAGGAGGCGGGAGCUAACCGCCCCUUUUAGGUUUUAAAAAAACCACGCCAGUUUGGUCUGGAGGGGCGGGCGUGACCUAAGGGAACCUCGCUAUCAGUGGUUGAAGAACCGGCUCGGCACGGAAGUUGCCUUAGGACUGGGAGGAGUCUAGGGUCAGACUCCCAGGAGGAAGCACCAGUUAGAAUGCAGAGUGGCUAGCUCUUUAAAUAGUGACACCCACCCCCGCGCCACUCUAGAAAGUGAUGCCAUAGGUUAGAAGCAUGGCAUUGGCACUUGCCAUGCUGGGGUGGGAAGCCAGGAUUCCAGAGAUGCCUCAUUGAUUUGAGAAGUUGAAACUGGGAAAUUUGGAGACCCGAGGAGAGUGGACAGACCCAGACAGGGAAAGGUUGCUGAGGGAACCAGAGCCCACUCCAGCCCGUGGGGUCGGCCCCUUCAAGACAGAGACCCCAAAUUUCCUGUACCACAGAAGGCUACUCGGGAAGUGGUAGCCAUAAAAUGCGUGGCCAAGAAAAGUCUCAACAAGGCGUCAGUGGAAAACCUCCUGACUGAGAUUGAGAUCCUCAAGGGCAUUCGGCACCCCCAUAUCGUGCAGCUGAAAGACUUCCAGUGGGACAAUGACAAUAUCUACCUCAUCAUGGAGUUCUGUGCAGGGGGUGACCUGUCUCGCUUCAUCCAUACCCGCAGGAUUCUGCCUGAGAAGGUGGCCCGUGUUUUCAUGCAGCAGUUGGGUAAAAAAGCCUGUGGCACACCCCAUGCCCUCUUCUCCCCUAUUCCAGAGCUUUGCAGUCUCCCAUGUGUGUGUCUCUAGCGUUUGUGGGGAAUUCAGACUUCCUCAUGGUGAACAUGAUGUAAGAACCUUGUGGAAUCUUCCAGGGCCCAGUAGGUGGAACCCAAGUGCUUUAGCAAGGGAGAAUGCAAAGUCCAAAAGGGCUUAGGCUUUUCUGGAGGCUCCUUGAAGGGAAGACGAUCUUAUGAAGGGUGCAAAAAGCAGGCACCUGGGAACUCUUAGAGCUAGUGCCCUGCAGUUCCUGCAUGAACGAAACAUCUCUCACUUGGAUCUGAAGCCGCAGAACAUCCUCCUGAGUUCUUUGGAGAAGCCCCACCUGAAACUGGCAGACUUUGGCUUUGCCCAGCAUAUGUCCCCGUGGGAUGAGAAACAUGUGCUUCGUGGCUCCCCGCUCUACAUGGCUCCUGAGAUGGUGUGUCGGCGGCAGUAUGACGCGCGUGUGGACCUCUGGUCUGUGGGGGUCAUCCUGUACGAAGCUCUCUUUGGGCAGCCUCCCUUUGCCUCCAGAUCGUUCUCAGAGCUAGAAGAGAAGAUUCGUAGCAAUCGGGUUAUUGAGCUCCCUCUUCGGCCCCAACUCUCCCUAGACUGCCGGGACCUGUUGCAGCGACUUCUAGAGCGGGACCCCAGCCAUCGAAUCUCCUUUCAGGACUUCUUUGCCCACCCCUGGGUGGACCUGGAGCACAUGCCUAGUGGGGAGAGCCUGGCACAAGCAACAGCCCUUGUGGUGGAGGCCGUGAAGAAGGACCAGGAGGGGGACGCUGCUGCUGCCCUGUCACUCUACUGCAAGGCCCUGGACUUCUUUGUACCUGCACUACACUACGAAGUGGAUGCCCAGAGGAAAGAGGCGAUUAAGGCGAAGGUGGGGCAGUAUGUGUCCAGGGCAGAGGAGCUCAAAGCCAUUGUCUCCUCCUCCAAUCAGGCCCUGCUAAGGCAGGGCACAACUGGCCAAGAGCUGCUGCGAGAGAUGGCCCGUGACAAGCCACGCCUCCUAGCUGCCCUGGAAGUGGCCUCAGCUGCCAUGGCCAAGGAGGAGGAAGCUGGCAAAGAGCAGGAUGCCCUGGACCUGUACCAGCACAGCCUCGGGGAGCUGCUACUGCUGUUGGCAGCAGAAGCCCCAGGCCGAAGGCGGGAGCUCCUUCACACUGAGGUUCAGAACCUCAUGGCUCGAGCUGAAUACCUGAAGGAGCAGAUCAAGAUCAGGGAAUCUCACUGGGAAGCAGAGAGUCUGGACAAAGAGGGGCUGUCGGAGUCUGUUCGAAGUUCUUGCACACUGCAGUGACUCCAGAAGAACCUGUGCAUGGAACAUGAACCUAGAGAGAAGCUUCGUACCAAGCCAGGUUGAUGCCUGUGCACCUGGGACCUCUGGAUGAGCUCCUCCCACCUCCUAGUUCCCAGCAUUCCUCAGUGUUCUCCACCCUUGGGGCAUCUGGUGGCAGGUGUACUAAACUCUGGGAGAAUUACUUUAAUAUGACUUUGUCAUUAGGUGAUGGCUGACCUAAGCCUGUUAGCUUUAGGACACCAUCACCCUGUUGUUUUUUUCUGCAAAGAGGGCAUCAUAUCUCUUCAAGACACUUCAGUUCCUUCCCUACUACCAAGCAGCUGCUGUACCUGGGCCAACCCUUCCUGGGAACCUGUAUUCCAACCCUACUUUCUUCUUGCACUGGAAUGGGACAGUCUGAUACCCUCAGGGACUACCUACCCUACAGUAUGCACUCAGCCCCACAGACUCUCCAGUCUUCCUGGGAGCUCACAGCCGCCCUCCUUUUCAGUUCUUUAAGACAAUCCAUCAUGCAUGAGAGUCGUGUCUUUUGUCAAGGUGGAGUACCUGUGAGAAUUCCAGACCUGUCCUUGCCUUGGCAUGGAGGAGGGGGUCUGCAAACCCCUUCUUACAGCUCGCUUUGAGGGGAUAUGCCCCACUAGUCACAUGGUGGGCCCUGAGCUAGAGCUGGGUCUUGGCUGAGUCUUCCCUUCUGUCCUGUUAAACUGUGGAAACAUCCACAGCUUACACCCUGUGUGAGCUGGAGAAGAACUUACAUACCUGGAGUUACUGGGGGAUUUUUUUUUAACAGUACCCCCAAUCAUCAUCUUGUUUCAGAUUUUUCAAAUUCUUAUUGAAGGCUGAUCUUGAAUAAGGUGCAAGGGAGCUGUUCUGCCACAGAUGACCCCAUAUGACAAGCGCUGAAUGUCCCUUUCUUUCUUCCUUUCUUCCUUUCUUUCUUUCUUUCUUUCUUUCUUUCUUUCUUUCUUUCUUUCUUUCUGUGUGUAGGUGUGGUGUGUGUGUGUGUGUGUGUGUGUGUGUGUGUGUGUGUGUGUGUGUGUGUAUGAAGGGUUAUUUCUAAAGUUAGAGAAUAUUGGUGAUUUCCAAUCAUUCUGCCCUAACUGCCUCCUUAGGACAAAGUGAAACAUCCUCCUGGCUAGAGGCUGGAUGUAUGUCAAGAAUGUAGAUCAUUGUUUCUCUAUUAAAUUAUUUUCCAUA